GGUCCGCCUGAUCCACUUGAUCGAGGGGAGAGAUGCGCCGUUAACAGACGCUGAGAGGACGAGAAGAGAAGGGCACGCGGUGAAUCUUUCUCCACACACAAGCUGCUUUUUGGACUUCGACCUUUUUCCCUUUUCAUGCAAAAGCCGUGCGUUUUGUGGAAGAAUCCGAGAACUGAUAUCUCGCCAACUGCGUAAAAUAUAAGAAGACCACACAUUGUUGCCUGGCUUUAUGUCGCGCGCUGGAGCUCGCUCGUCAUUGGAGCGGCGCACUUGAUGGGAAUAUAGACAGCACACACAAAGGGCUAUCAUGGUUAAAUCGGGUAGGAAUGGACUGGGCUGUGGACUCUGGGAGCUAGUGACGACAAUCAGUGAGGACAUCCAUCUUUAAAGAACCAGAACAUUUUUCAGAUUUUCAUUCCCCCCCCCCCCCCCCCCCCCCACCCGUUUUUUCCCUCCUCCCGCAUUUUCGGGUCUGCCUGACUGCAGCCUUGGUCCGCUGAACCCUGACACCUGCAGGCAGCGUUGAGUGAUUGGUCAUUACGUCCAAGGGCGUCUACGCAGCAAGACAAAACAACCCCAGGGAGCCCUGCUGCAGAAGGUGGUGGCGGUGGCAGGGGCGGUGAGUCAAUCGCCUCAGCAGCUGCAGCAAAUGAUUCAUUAUUUGUGAAGUUAACAGCUCAGAACGCUUAAUCUACAAGGACCAAUUUCUAACUGGAGGGAAUCGGUCCAAUAUGAAGGACGUGUCAUUCGUGGAUCGUCUCUUUGUCGGCUUGGCCAUGGCCUCUUUUGUUGUGGCCACAGAGGAGAGGCCUGAUUGCCCGAAGCUCUGUGUGUGUGAGAUUAGACCCUGGUUUUCCCCGAGUUCAGUGUACAUGGAGGCUCAGACAGUUGACUGUAAUGACCUGGGACUCUUUAGCGUGCCGGAACGAUUACCGCUAGGCACACAAGUACUAUUACUGCAAACAAACAAUGUGGUCAAGAUUGACAAACCCUUGGAUUACCUGGCCAACAUCACAGAGAUUGAUCUAUCGCAAAACAACUUAUCCUCCAUCAGUGACGUCCACCUGGGGAAUCUUCCUCAGCUGAUGUCCCUUCACUUGGAGGAAAAUUGGAUACGAGAGUUACCUGACCGAAGUCUUGCUGAGGUGGCUAACCUCCAGGAGCUAUACAUGAAUCACAACCUCAUCGCCUACAUUUCCCCAAUGGCUUUCCAGGGUCUCAGCAACCUUGUGCGGCUCCACCUCAAUUCCAACAAGCUUGAGGCUAUUAAAAGAGAGUGGUUCGACCCAAUGCGAAAUCUUGAAAUCCUGAUGAUUGGCGAGAAUCCUAUUCUUUCUAUUGACGAUAUGAACUUCCAACCACUCAGUAAUCUCCGCAGUCUAGUCCUCACCAGAAUGAACCUCUCUCAGCUUCCUGACGAUGCGCUGAUUGGUCUUGAUAACUUAGAGAGCAUCUCGUUCUAUGAUAAUAUAUUCCCAGAGGUGCCUCAUUCUGCCCUGAAAAAUGCAAAAAAUCUCAAGUUUUUGGAUCUUAAUAAAAACCCAAUUUCUAGAAUACAGAGAGGGGACUUUGUGGAUAUGCUGCAUCUGAAAGAACUAGGGAUUAACAGCAUGCCAGAGUUAGUUUCCAUUGACAGCUUUGCCCUCAAUAACCUCCCCGAACUGACCAAAAUAGAAGCCACCAACAAUCCGAAACUCUCCUAUAUCCAUCCUAAUGCUUUCUACAAACUACCACGGCUGGAAACCCUAAUGCUGAAUGGCAAUGCGCUCAGUGCCCUUCACAGGAUUACUGUUGAGUCCCUCCCAAAUCUCAGAGAGGUGAGCAUGCACAGCAACCCCAUCCGCUGUGACUGCGUAGUCCGCUGGAUGAACAUGAACAAAACCAACCUUCGCUUCAUGGAGCCUGACUCACUGUUCUGUGUGGAGCCCCCAGAGUACGAGGGUCAGCAUGUCCGACAGGUGCACUUCAGAGAGAUGAUGGAGAUUUGUCUACCACUUAUCUCUCCCGAAAGCAUGCCCGGGCAAAUUAAAGUAAAGAAUGGUAGCUCAGUAUCCCUCCAUUGCAGAGCUUACGCUGAACCAGAGCCGGACAUCUACUGGAUCACGCCGUCUGGCACCAGGGUCCAGCCUAACACCGUGUCCGAAAAGUUCUACAUGCACCCAGAGGGAACUUUUGACAUCUAUGAUAUAACAGAAAAAGAAGCAGGUCUUUACACAUGUGUCGCCCAUAAUCUAGUUGGAGCUGAUCUUAAAUCUGUUUCAGUAGAAGUGAAUGGAUACUUCCCCCAACCUGCAAAUGGGUCUCUGAAUGUCAUAAUCGAAACAGUGGAGACAAACUCCAUCUUGAUUUCGUGGAAGGCGAAUCGUGGCACCCUGGCUCCCAACAUUAAAUGGUACACAGGGUCCGAUCCGAGCCAGCCCACCACCACGUUUACCACCAGGGUUCCCUCUGACGUCCAGGUGUACAACCUCACACAUCUCAGCCCCGCCACCCUGUACAAAGUCUGUGUGGAUGUCGGCAGCAUCCACUACAACCAUGACACCAAAUGUGUCAAUGUCACCACUAAGGGAUUAGAGCUGGCAGCCAAGGACACAGAGAAAUGGGACACAGCAGUAAUCACCGUGUUUGGUGUGCUCUUGGCUGUGAUUUCAGUGGCAUGCCUGCUUAUUUAUGUCUCUCUGCGGAACCACCAUUUUUAUGGGGAUAUAAGGAAAUGCGAGUCCAAGGCUGCGCUGACACCGGAGGAAGCUACCGGAAUGCACUCUCCUUUCUUUACAAAGCUGUGGGUCUCAGGUAAAGGACUGCCAAGUGGAGUGAACGUGAAAGCCACAGUCAUAAAUGUAUCUGACAAUGCAUUUUAAGAGGCGCAGCUUUGUAGAGCACCACACACCAACUACACUGAAUGGACUAGCCCACUGUCAGCGGUGGACACUUCUGUAGUACUGUUUCAAAAGGCAUAACCCAUUGCUGGUCCCCGGCUCGGACACACUGGCAAAUCUUUUAUCGGACAGGGAUGGAACAGUUUGAAAUAAGACUACGUGCUCUCCCAGUUUCAACCCCCAGCUGAUGUGGUGGCUUGGUAACAUCAAAUCAGGCUCACAUCAACAGUAGGGGCAUUUACUGCAAAACAAUAUAUUUCACUAUCAUCCAUACAGAGAUACAGGCAGAGAAAAGAACGUGAAAAUGAAGAUGGUCAACUCUCUUGUAAUUGACUGUUAAAUGUGUUAAGAGUUGUGGAACUGUCCGUGUGGUCCCAAGCAAUACCGUCUGUGCUUUGUCGAACAUCCAUAGACGAGUUAGAGAUACAGUAAUAACACCUGUCUAUUAUGGGAAAGGGAGAUUUAGUAGAGUAGACAAAUUACAGUGACUAUGGUGUAAGCCUUUUGAUGAAAUAUAAACCCCCUUUUUCUAUUUAAAAUGGAUUCUUGGUUUUUUCAUGGAAAUAUUGUUAUAUAUUCUCUAUUAUGUUGAUGUAAAGACAAAUCCUCUGUAUCCGCACCGUUUGAAUGGGUUUUAAAUUAAGGCAAGGAGCAGACUACUUUUGAUUACAACGUCACAUUAAGCUUAAUGAAAUUCAGCUUCAAAACGAGUAUCCAGGGAGGACAUUUGCCAAAGGGCUGUUUAUGCUGUGUAGUUCUCAUUGCAAUGGUGACUGGGAAAAAAAAAAUGGAGGAAAACAAAUAUAAACAGGUUGAUUAAAACUGAGGGGAUUGAUGUGUUAUCUCCUCACGACGCCCUGGUAAGUGCCUACAACAAGAACUACACGAGGUAAACAGAGAAGAAGAAACAUGACCAUGUCGUCAUCACAGCUAUUCUCCGGUACUUUUAGUGGAAAUACUUUCUCAGUAUUUUUAGCAUACAUAUUUUAAGAAAACAUUUCGUUGUUGCUUUGGGUGUAAAGUUAAAAAGCCAUUUUUAUAUUAACUGUACUAUAUGUGAUCAAUGGGCACAACAAGCUAAUUAAGAACGUGCUAAGAAAAAAAUAAAUGUCAUUAUUUCUUUUACAAACAA
Molecule: messenger RNA, 4011 nt
Organism: Gymnodraco acuticeps
Lineage: Eukaryota; Metazoa; Chordata; Actinopteri; Perciformes; Bathydraconidae
Product: leucine-rich repeat neuronal protein 3
Exons: 2
Coding region: 732-2861 (709 amino acids)
Cellular component (GO): extracellular matrix
Molecular function (GO): protein binding
Source: RefSeq, a predicted model, not a curated record